Messenger RNA from Penicillium lagena, 1485 nucleotides. RefSeq names its product flavin-containing monooxygenase. The transcript has a single exon. The coding region runs from base 1 to 1485 and encodes 494 amino acids. Gene Ontology annotation, molecular function: N,N-dimethylaniline monooxygenase activity; NADP binding; flavin adenine dinucleotide binding. NCBI's taxonomy places the organism in Eukaryota, Fungi, Ascomycota, Eurotiomycetes, Eurotiales, Aspergillaceae. The record is from RefSeq and is a predicted model, not a curated record.
AUGAACGGACAUGCCAACGUCGAGUCCGGGCGCCACUUCGAUGUUAUCGUCGUCGGCGCCGGCAUCUCCGGCAUCAACGCGGCCUACCGCAUCCAGAGCGAGCUGCCCGGCAUGAGCUAUGCUAUCCUCGAGGCUCGUGAUGAUCUGGGCGGCACCUGGGACCUGUUCAAGUACCCCGGUAUUCGCUCCGACUCCGAUCUCUUCACCUUUGGCUUCGCCUGGAACCCCUGGAACACCGACAACCCGAUCGCGGAGGGCGCCGAUAUCAAAAAAUAUCUGCGCAGCACCGCGCACAAGUUUGGCAUCGACUCCCACAUCCACUACCGGCAUCGCUUGCUCGGCUCGGACUGGUCCUCCGCCGACAACACCUGGUCGCUGUCCGUUGACCACGAUGGCAAGACUAAAACUUACACCGCGCGCUUUGUCAUUUUCGGCACCGGCUACUACGACUACAAGGAGCCACUGAAGGCGCAAAUCCCCGGCCUCGAUAAUUUCCAGGGCCAGGUCAUCCACCCGCAGUUCUGGCCCGAGGAUCUGAACUACAAAAACAAAAAAGUGGUCAUCAUCGGCAGCGGUGCCACCGCCGUGACGCUGCUUCCCAACAUGGCCGAGGAUGCCUCGCGGGUUACGAUGUUACAGCGCAGCCCAUCCUAUAUUCUCUCCGUUCCCAACACCAUCCGGAGCCGCUGGCUGCGCUAUCUGAUGCCCACACACCUCUACCAGCGGAUGCAGCGCAUCAUGUGGAUCGCGUCCGCGCGCUUUCUCUUUGUCUUCUGCCAGCGAUUCCCCAGCUUCGCCCGCUGGGUGUUGCGCCUCAGCUCGCGCCGACAGCUGCCCAGCCAUAUCUCCCUCGAUCCGCACUUCAAGCCGCACUACAACCCCUGGGAUCAGCGCAUGUGUCUCUGCCCCGACGGUGAUUUUUACAAGGGUCUCCGGACGGGCAAGGCCGAUAUCAAGACCGACACCAUCAAAACCGUGACCAAAAAGGGUAUCAUCCUCAAUUCGGGCGAGCAACUCGAUGCUGAUAUUAUCGUCACGGCCACGGGACUGAAACUCCAAAUUGCUGGCGGCUCCUCGCUAGCUGUGGACGGCGAGAAGAUCAACCUGGCCGACAAGUAUCUCUGGCACGGUGUCAUGCUUCAGGAUCUGCCCAAUGCGUCCUUUGUCAUUGGUUAUACAAACGCCUCAUGGACGCUGGGUGCCGACGCCACCGCCCACUUCAUCACACGUCUGCUCAAGGAUAUGGAGGAGCGCAAGAUAAUUGCGGCUAUUCCACGCCUGACGGCGAAGGAUGCGGCCCUCCUGCAAGAUCGGAAACUGCUCAACCUCAACUCAACGUAUAUCACCAGCGCCGAGGGGCGGUUGCCCAAGGCGGCCGAUCGCGGACCCUGGCAGCCACGCGAUAACUACUAUACCGACCUCCAAUUUGCUAAGAAGGGCAACUUUGAGGGUCUGGAGAUGGUGCAGGGGCCGAAAAUGGCGUGA